CUGAGUGCUCGCCUACAAUUCGGGGACGACAGCGUGAUCCUCGCUCAGAAACGGCAAGCCCCAGAUGAAAGAGAGAAAUCGAUAUAUGACUGACACUUCACAUUCAGACUUGCUUCCAUGCAAGCCCUUGGCGCAAGCGGGGCCCUUCACAUGGGAGCCAAAUUCCUUCGGGCUCAUUACGAACCAUACCUUUCCAGGGCUGAAAGUAAAGUUUACAUACCUCUCGAGACAUGGACUAAUCACCCCAACGUAUUCCAAUCGGUCGGAUUCACGACGGCGAGCUUGCCAUGGUACAACGAGGAACGGCGAGCAUUUGACUUGACUCUCUUCCAGUCCGAAAUUGUUAAGAUCCCAUCGCAAUCGAUCGUUGUUCUACAGAUUUCAGCAAAUAAUCCUACGGGCUGUGAUCCAUCCGUGGACGAAUGGAGACAAAUCGCCCUCACCUUCAAGAGUUGCGGUCAUUUUGCGUUCCUUGACCUUGCCUACCCAGGUUUUGUGUCUGGUUGCUUCGUCACAGAUGCCCUCCCUCUUCGCAUCUUCGUAGACACUGGUGUACCUUUAGCAACCGCCACCACCUACGGAAAAGCAUUCGGUCUUUACGGCGAACGCGUGGGACAUCUGUGCUUCACAUUACCUGAUGCGCACACUGCACAGCGGGCUGAGCAGCAAAUGAAGCUAUUGGCCAGAGCUGAGACUGGCGCCCAGCCACGUUUCGGUGCUGCAUUAGUUGCACUCAUCCUUGGAAAUAAGGAACUGAAAGCUUGUUGGGAGAAAGACAUUCGGAGGCUGGCACAGGAUCUUGAUUCCCGCCGAAAGAAUUUAAAGGAGUCGUUAGUGAGAGCAGGUGCGCCUGGGAAUUGGGAUUUCAUCACGAAUCAACGCGGAAUGUUCACGUAAGAUACCUGCUGUGUUCUUCAUUCCAGCCAUUGCAUCGCUAUAAUCUGAAUUUGCUAAUCAGUCGCAGCUUUGCCUCGUUCACUUUAAAACAGAUUAAUUGUCUUCGGGACGAGUAUGCGGUGUAUGUUCAAGAUACUGGACGGCUCUCUAUCGCGGGAUUGAGUUCGCGCAGCCUGGCAUACGUCGCAUCGAGCAUUGCGAAGACCAUGCAACCCAAUUAGAAGUUUUAUUGCUACCAUAUAGACGCUCCCACAUUCCAUCAGGUUAACGUCG
Molecule: messenger RNA, 1170 nt
Organism: Dissoconium aciculare CBS 342.82
Lineage: Eukaryota; Fungi; Ascomycota; Dothideomycetes; Mycosphaerellales; Dissoconiaceae
Product: PLP-dependent transferase
Exons: 3
Coding region: 118-897 (259 amino acids)
Biological process (GO): L-aspartate biosynthetic process
Cellular component (GO): cytosol
Molecular function (GO): L-aspartate:2-oxoglutarate transaminase activity; pyridoxal phosphate binding
Source: RefSeq, a predicted model, not a curated record